Messenger RNA from Phacochoerus africanus (Common warthog), 4620 nucleotides. RefSeq names its product zinc finger SWIM-type containing 4 (gene ZSWIM4). The transcript has 14 exons. Lineage: Eukaryota; Metazoa; Chordata; Mammalia; Artiodactyla; Suidae. Gene Ontology annotation, molecular function: zinc ion binding. The record is from RefSeq and is a predicted model, not a curated record. Gene Ontology annotation, cellular component: Cul2-RING ubiquitin ligase complex. The coding region runs from base 209 to 3529 and encodes 1106 amino acids.
CAUUGUUGUGAAGAGUCUUAAAGGGGCCGCAACACCCCGCCGGCCCGGUGCGGGGGCGGGGGCGGGGGCGGGGGCGGCGGGAGUCCCGGGGCAGCCGAGCGCGGACGAAGGACAAGAAGACGGGCAGGGGUCGCGGGAGCGGGCGAAGAGGAGCAAGCAUCAGACCGACCCCCUCGAACAGGCCCCGCCCCGGCCCCGGCCCGGCCGGAUGGACCCCCCAGCGGCCAAGCGGAGCCGGGGCUGCCCCGCAGGACCGGAGGAGCGCAACGCCGGGGUCGCGACCGUGCGCGGCCGGGGCCGACCCGAGGCGCUGCUGGACCUCAGCGCCAAGCGAGUAGCCGAGAGUUGGGCCUUCGAGCAGGUCGAGGAGCGGUUCUCCCGGGUGCCGGAGCCAGUCCAGAAGCGCAUCGUGUUCUGGUCGUUUCCACGCAGUGAACGGGAGAUAUGUAUGUACUCAUCACUAGGCUACCAGCCCCCAGAAGGCGAGCACGAUGCACGGGUGCCUUUCACCCGUGGGCUACACCUACUGCAGAGCGGGGCGGUAGAUCGGGUGCUGCAAGUGGGGUUCCACCUGAGCGGAAACAUCCGGGAGCUGGGGGGCCCUGGAGAACCUGAGCGCCUGUACCACGUCUCCAUCAGCUUUGACCGCUGUAAGAUCACAUCUGUGAGCUGCGGCUGCGACAACCGCGACCUCUUCUACUGUGCCCACGUGGUGGCCCUGUCGCUGUACCGCAUUCGGCAUGCCCGCCAGGUAGAGCUGCGACUGCCCAUCUCCGAGACGCUCUCCCAGAUGAACCGGGACCAGCUACAGAAAUUUGUACAGUACCUUAUCAGCGCCCACCACACUGAGGUGCUGCCCACUGCCCAGCGCUUGGCAGACGAGAUCCUUCUCCUGGGCUCCGAGAUCAACCUGGUGCAUGGUGCCCCAGACCCCACAGCGGGUGCGGGCAUCGAGGACGCCAACUGCUGGCACCUGGACGAGGAGCAGAUCCAGGAGCAGGUGAAGCAGCUACUGUCCAACGGCGGCUACUAUGGCGCCAGCCAGCAACUGCGUUCCAUGUUCUGCAAGGUGCGGGAGAUGCUGCGGAUGCGGGAUUCCAACGGGGCACGCAUGCUGAUCCUCAUGACUGAGCAGUUCCUGCAGGACCCGCGCCUGGCCCUGUGGCGACAACAGGGUGCUGGCAUGACGGACAAGUGCCGCCAGCUGUGGGACGAGCUGGGGGCCUUGUGGGUGUGCGUCGUCCUGAGUCCCCACUGCAAACCAGAGGAGCGGAUGAGCUGGCUCCAGCUGCUUGGCAAGUGGGACAAGCUGGAUGUGUGCCCGCUGGAAGAAGGCAACUACUCUUUCGAUGGGCCCAGCCUGCAGCCCACGUCGGCCCUCAGCCCAGGCCCAGAGGAGGAAGAGGAGGUGGUGGCUACAAGUUCCCGCCACACUGUGUUUGGCCGCGCCCUGCAGGCUGGGUCCCUGCACUGGAGUGACGCCCACCUGCAGAGGAUCCUGGCCGGUGACUCCUGCAGCCCCAGCCUCACAGGCAACAUGGGCAGCGACAAGCCAGCCUUCGACUCCCAGGGCCGCCCACUCUGGUUGGGUGAGCCCUUCCCCACCGCCUGUGCUCGUGUGGACACCCUGAGGGCCCACGGAUACCCCCGCCAGGCCCUGCGGUUGGCAGGCGCCAUAGUGAAUACACUCCGGUUACAGCGGCGACAUCAGCUUGAGAGCUACAAGCAGCAGAAAAAAGAGCUACUGCAGAAAGGCUCCACCUGCAUCACCAACAUGGAAGGAUGGGUAGGCCACCCCCUGGACCCUAUUGGCUGCCUCUGCAGGGCACUUCUGGAGGCCUCUCGCCUAGAGGAGGAGACCCUCGCCCUUUACCCAGACUCAGGCCCUGAGAAGCGCAAGGUGGCCUACCAGCACGUCCCGGUGCCCGGGAGCCCUGGGGAGUCCUACUUGGCGAUGGCGCUAGAGGUGGCACUGCUGGGCUUGGGACAGCAGCGGGCCCUGCCCGAGGGGCUGUACGCCCAGGACAAAGUGGUGCGCAACGAAGAGCAGCUGCUCGCCCUCCUGGAGGAGGUAGAACUAGAUGAGCGGCUGGUGCAGGUGCUGCGCAAGCAGGCAGGACAGCUGCUGGAAGGGGGCCCCUUCAGCGGCUUUGGAGAAGUGCUUUUCCGGGAGAGCGUGCCCAUGCACACCUGUGCCCGCUACUUGUUCACUGCACUGCUGCCCCACGACCCUGACCUGGCCUACCGACUCUCGCUGCGAGCCAUGAGGCUGCCUGUACUGGAGACAGCGUUUCCAGCUGGAGAAACUCACAGCAACCCACUGGACUCCAUCAUGAGUAACCGCUUCCCCCGCUGGUUCAUCCUUGGCCACCUGGAGACCCGCCAGUGUGAGCUGGCCUCCACCAUGCUGACAGCUGCCAAGGGAGACCCCAAGUGGCUGCACGCAGUAUUGGGCUCCAUCCAGCAGAACAUCCACUCUCCAGCCCUGCUCUUCAAGCUGGCACAGGACGCCUGCAAGACAGCCACCCCAGCCAGUGCGCCCCCUGACACCACAUUGCUGGGCAUUGCUCUGGAGCUGGGCCUACAGGUGAUGCGGAUGACCCUGAACACCAUGACCUGGCGUCGGAGGGAGAUGGUGCGCUGGCUGGUCAGCUGUGCCACCGAAAUCGGCCCACAAGCCCUGAUGAACAUCAUGCAAAACUGGUACUCUUUAUUCACACCUGUGGAGGCGGCCACCAUCGUGGCCGUGACGGGCACCACUCAUGCCACACUGCUGAGGCUGCAGCUGGAUGCAUCCCGGCGAGAGGAGCUCUGGGCCUGCGCCCGCACCCUGGCCUUGCAGUGCGCCAUGAAAGACCCACAGAACUGCGCCUUGCCCGCCCUCACCCUGUGCGAGAAGAACCACGCAGCCUUUGAGGCAGCCUACCAGAUCGUGCUGGAUGCCGCAGCCGGCGGCCUGGGCCAUGCUCACCUCUUCACCGUGGCCCGCUACAUGGAGCACCGUGGGCUGCCGCUGCGGGCCUACAAGCUGGCGACACUGGCCUUGGCACAGCUCAGCAUCGCCUUCAACCAGGACAGCCACCCCGCUGUCAAUGAUGUGCUCUGGGCCUGCUCACUCAGCCACUCGCUGGGCCGGCACGAGCUCUCUGCCAUCGUCCCUCUCAUCAUCCGGAGCAUCCACUGCGCCCCCAUGCUCUCCGACAUCCUGCGCCGCUGGACCCUCUCAGCGCCCGGCUUGGGUCCCCUUGGGGCCCGCCGGGCUGCCAAGCCACUGGGCGCCGACCGGGCACCGCUCUGCCAGCUGCUGGAUGCAGCAGUGGCCGCCUACAUCACCACCAGCCACUCCCGCCUGACGCACAUCAGCCCGCGGCACUAUGGCGACUUCAUUGAGUUCCUAGGCAAGGCCCGCGAGACCUUCUUGCUGGCACCCGAUGGACACCUCCAGUUCGCCCAGUUCUUGGAGAACCUCAAACAGACCUACAAGGGAAAGAAGAAGCUCAUGCUCCUGGUGAGGGAGCGUUUCGGCUGAGGGACAGCAGGCAGGUGGGGGGGGGGGCUCCCCCUUCACCCUGCCUCUGUGGCACCUGCUGUCCAUCAGGGGCCUUGACACUGGAGGCCCUUGUGGCAUUUCAGUAUUAAGUCAGGGAAGGAGCCCACCUGGAGCUGGGUGGUCUUGCCUGCCAUCCCCCCACUCCUGGAAGGAGAUGGGAGGCAGGGGGUGGCAUCCUGCCACAUGCGUGCCUGGGAGCGUGCGAGUGAGUGUGCAAGAUGUGAGGAUUGGAAGCCAUACCACCACCCAGAGGCCUGGAACGGGGUGUGUGCUUGUGCAGCUGGUAUGACCCCCCCAACCUUGGGCACCCCAGAAGCAAUAGGCAAAAGCUCUCCCUUCGUAAACCCACUUGGGCUGGGGUGGAGGGGCUGGGAGGCAGGACUUUCCAGAAACUGGCUCUCAAAGUCAGUGUAGCAGACCCUAGCUGCACCCAACUCCGGGUGGCCGAAAGGCUUGUGUUAGGGCAUCUAAACUCCCCUGUACCCUUCCUUCACAGCUUCAGGGGCCCCACCCACAGCCCUGCGCCAUCUCCCCCCAGGCGGCCCAGCUGGGACCAAUGGCUCACCCCCACUGAAGGAUUUGAAGAGGCUUCAGGCCUCGUCCACAUACCUCACCCCCAUCCCGUCAGGACUCCCAUUCCCUUGGGUGCCGGGGUCCCAAGGCGGGCUGGGGGAUCGUUACUGCCCCUUCCUCCCACACCUGCUAGUCACUGGACAUACAACUCAGGAACUGAGCCAGGCUCACACUGUCCUCCAAACCCAGUGUGUGGGGGGAGACAAGCACAGGCAAGCCAAGGACCCCUGCCCCCGAUCUAGAAAGAGGCCAACAUCUUAGCAUUUUCUGGCUCUCUGUCUCUCCCUUUCUCCUCCUCUGCCUCCCUGCUCUGCCCUUCAUCUUAUUCUCCCUUCUCUUAUUUCUCUCCAGCUAGCCUUUUUGUUUGCAUCCCAAGUCGCAGCUGGUUGUCUCUUUGGCCUCCCUUCCCCCACCUUGGUUCAGGGAGGAAAGGGUCCCACCCCAAUGACCCUCCUCUGUCUUUUCUCCUCUUAUAAUUAAGGACAAAGAUCAUCAUA